Messenger RNA from Cladophialophora psammophila CBS 110553, 1608 nucleotides. RefSeq lists its product as uncharacterized. Gene Ontology annotation, cellular component: fungal-type vacuole membrane. Gene Ontology annotation, molecular function: L-serine transmembrane transporter activity; L-lysine transmembrane transporter activity; L-glutamate transmembrane transporter activity. NCBI's taxonomy places the organism in Eukaryota, Fungi, Ascomycota, Eurotiomycetes, Chaetothyriales, Herpotrichiellaceae. The coding region runs from base 1 to 1608 and encodes 535 amino acids. The transcript has 2 exons. Gene Ontology annotation, biological process: amino acid transmembrane transport. The record is from RefSeq and is a predicted model, not a curated record.
AUGUCUCUGCCCGUGCCUGCUUCCUCGAGCAGGUCGCAGUCUCGAUUCCGACGGCGGCCUGCCACCCCGACCCUGACCAAACGUGAUCUCACAGGAACAGCCGGUCAAGCAUCAUGGAUAAGCAGCGUCGUCAAUCUCCUCAACACCAUCGUUGGCGCCGGGGUCCUCGCCAUGCCUCUCGCUAUGUCACAUAUGGGGGUCGUGUUGGGAACAAUCGUGAUACUAUGGGCUGGGGCCACCUCCGGGUUCGGCCUCUACCUGCAAACUCGCUGCGCCGCAUACCUGGAAAGAGGAUCCUCGAGUUUUUUUGCUCUGUCUCAGAUCACAUACCCAAAUGCGGCGGUCAUCUUUGACGCCGCUAUUGCGAUAAAAUGCUUUGGAGUGGGAGUCAGUUAUCUAAUAAUCAUUGGCGACCUGAUGCCGAGUGUCGUUCGAGGCUUUGCUCGUGAAGAGGACCUGGGCCAGUUCAUGUUUGACCGUCAUUUCUGGGUGACGGCGUUCAUGCUGGUCGUCAUUCCAUUCUCUUUCCUCCGCCGGCUCGACUCGUUGAAAUACACUUCUGUGAUCGCAUUGAUCUCAAUCGGUUACCUGGUCAUCCUGGUCGUCUACCACUUUGCAGCACACGACACCUUACCCGAUGGACGCUACCAGACUCAGCUACGAAUAUUCAAAUGGGCAGGCCCCAUCCCGGCGCUUUCUUCCUUCCCCGUCAUCGUGUUCGCCUAUACUUGUCAUCAAAACAUGUUCAGCAUCCUCAACGAGAUCAGCGACAAUUCCCAUUUUCGCACCAGCGCUGUGGUAUUCGCAUCCAACGGCACCGCUGCGUCCAUUUACAUUCUUGUUGCGAUUACCGGCUAUCUGUCAUUUGGAAAUGAGAUUGGAGGAAAUAUUGUGGCGCAAUAUGCGCCCUCGGUGUCUACAACGAUCGGUCAAGCCAUGAUCGUGGUCCUCGUCAUGUUCUCCUACCCUCUUCAAGUUCACCCCUGCCGAGCUAGUGUUGACGCAGUUCUCAAAUGGCGUCCUUCCGACAAAUUGAAAGCGAAACUCCGCUCCACGCCCGCUACACCCAGCUCGCUCGACUCCAGCCCUCCACGCGACGUCCCUCUCUUACAACCUGGCAAAAAGCGGAACACGGAGAUGAGCGAGGUUCGAUUCGCUGCUAUUACCACCGUGAUCAUCAUCCUCAGCUAUAUUGUCGCCAUGACCGUGUCCAGCCUCGAAGCUGUGCUGGCAUAUGUCGGUUCAACGGGAAGCACAUCCAUCUCUUUUAUCCUUCCGGGCUUGUUCUACUAUAAAAUAUCCUCGCCCAAUUCGCCUUUGCAUCAAAAACUCGUGAAAGAGGAAGACGACUACGACUGGCAAGGAGGCGAUGAUGAAAGCGACAAGUCUGAUGAUGACGCCGUUAAUGAUGAACAACAAAACCACGAAGGGCAAAAUUUGCUGAGCAAUUCGGGGAUUUUGAGCAUCAGCGGUAUGAGCUUGUUGAAACGAACGAGGCAUUUCCGCCGAAAGAUGCUUCGCAAGCUGAGUCUCGCGUUGGCGAUAUACGGUAUAUGCGUCAUGGUGGUUUGUUUGAUCACGAACACCUUUUUCAUUGUUGCGCACUGA